Caretta caretta (loggerhead turtle) is the source of this 3163-nucleotide messenger RNA. It is a transcript of the gene CDH19, whose product is annotated as cadherin 19. The record is from RefSeq and is a predicted model, not a curated record. Gene Ontology annotation, cellular component: adherens junction; plasma membrane; catenin complex. Gene Ontology annotation, molecular function: calcium ion binding; beta-catenin binding; cadherin binding. Gene Ontology annotation, biological process: cell-cell junction assembly; calcium-dependent cell-cell adhesion; cell morphogenesis. NCBI's taxonomy places the organism in Eukaryota, Metazoa, Chordata, Testudines, Cheloniidae.
UAAAAGCACAAGUGUCUUACUGGCAGGAAGCUGUAACUUCUAAAAUUUUCUGAGGAGGAGGCUGAGAAGUUAAAAGAGAAUUCCUUCCUUUUCUUCAUCAGAUGUUUAAUCUGAUUUUAUACUACUCAUUGCUUUAAGACUAGGAGGGCCCGGAGGUCUCAGAUGAAUAUUGAUUGAAAGGAGGUUUCAGUAUGAAUUGUUAUACUUGGCUAUCUCUUCUGCUAACACUUGGUCAGCUACGGCCUUGCCUUCCAAGUAUGCAGAACCAUAACACCCACAAAAUGAAGCAACCUUUUGCAACACUUCAGAGAGUCAAACGUGGCUGGGUAUGGAGCCAGUUUUUUGUGCUGGAAGAACAGAUUUUAACAGAGCCUUUGUGUGUUGGCCAGCUGAAGUCUGAUUCCGACAAACAUGAUGGCACUUUCAAAUACAUUUUGACAGGGGAUGGAGCGGGAAGCAUUUUUACUAUCGAUGAGUAUACAGGUACAAUUCAUGUGACACAGAAGCUUGAUCGAGAAGAGAAACCUUUCUACACUCUAAGAGCACAGGCAAUUAACAGGAAUACCCAGCUGCCCGUUGAACCUGAGUCAGAAUUUAUCAUCAAAGUUCAGGAUAUCAAUGAUCAUGAACCAAAGUUCUUGGAUGGACCUUAUGAAGCCACUGUUCCCGAGAUGUCUCCCGAAGGUACUUCGGUGAUACAGGUUACAGCUACAGAUGGAGAUGAUCCUGCUUAUGGCAAUAGUGCCCGGUUGCUUUACAGUAUUUUGCAAGGACAGCCCUACUUCUCUGUGGAGCCAAAGACAGGUGUUAUUAGAAUUUCUUCCCAAAUGGACAGAGAAACUAAGGAGCAAUAUUUUGUCAUUAUCCAAGCCAAAGAUAUGGUUGGGCAAAUGGGUGGAUUUUCAGGAACAGCAACUGUAACCAUCAACCUCUCUGACAUCAAUGACAACAAACCCAAAUUUCAACAAAAGUUCUACUACAUGAAUAUCUCUGAGGCAGCACCAGCGGGCUCUACCAUAGGCAAAAUCAUGGCAGAAGACAGCGACAUAGGGGAGAAUGCAGCCAUGAAUUAUGUCAUCGAAGGAGAUGAGUCACUUGUUUUUGACAUCGUUACUAACAAUGAGACCCAAGAAGGAAUUGUUAUAUUAAAAGAGAGAGUGGAUUAUGAGAGCAAAAGGAGAUACAGUGUUAGAGCAAAAGCAGUCAACAGGCAAAUGGAUGGCCGUUUUAUGAAGGAAGGGCCCUUUGAAGACACAACCAUUAUCAAGAUCAGUGUGGAAGAUGCUGAUGAGCCUCCAGUUUUCACCUCACAGAACUAUGUGAUGGAAAUCGCUGAAGGGGCCACAAAUGGUUCCUUGGUUGGUGCUAUCACUGCCAGAGAUCCAGACAAUGCCAACAGUCCCAUCAGGUAUUCUAUUGUCCACAGCACGUAUUUAAAGAGAUUGUUCAGCAUCAAUGCACACAGUGGAACAAUCAUUAUAACUAAGCUUCUGGACCGAGAGACAGCUGCUUGGCACAACCUAACUGUUACAGCCACAGAAACAAGAAAUCCAGAACAAAUUUCUGAAGUAACUGUGUAUGUUCAAGUUCUUGAUGUUAAUGAUCAUGCUCCAGAAUUCCCAAAACACUAUGAGAUUUAUGUGUGUGAAAAUGCAAGAUCUGGACAGCUAAUCCAGACCAUCAGUGCAGUGGAUAAAGAUGAUUCAGUAGAAGGCCAUCAUUUUUACUUCGAUCUGGCUCGGGAGGCCACAAACAACUCAAAUUUUACUGUCAGAGAUAAUCAAGAUAACACAGCUGGAAUUCUUACAGCAAAAAAUGGCUUCAGUCGACAAGAGCAGUUUGUUUUCUUCCUGCCAGUCCUAAUUGUGGACAAUGGAACCCCCUCACUUACCAGCACAAACACCCUAACUGUCAGCGUCUGUGAUUGUGAUACUGAAGCUAGUGCCGAGUCUUGUCGAUUUGGAGCUUUCAUGUUUUCCAUGGGUCUCAGCAUAGAAACCUUAGUUGCAGUUUCGGCUUGCAUACUAAUAAUAUUAGUGUUUUUUUUGGCAAUGCUGGUUUUAAGGCAACGGAGGAAGCAGUCCCUAUUUCCUGACAAGCCUGAAGAGUUCAGAGAGAACAUUGUCAGGUAUGAUGAUGAAGGAGGUGGAGAGGAGGACACAGAGGCUUUUGAUAUUUCAGCACUCAGGACUCGUACUGUUAUGAGAGAGCACAAGUCUAGAAGAAACAUCACAACAGAAAUCCAAAGCCUUUACAGACAAUCUCUGCAAGUUGGUCCUGACAGUGCUGUGUUCAGGGAAUUCAUUUUAGAAAAGCUUAAAGAAGCUAAUACAGAUCCUACUGUUCCACCAUACGAUUCCCUUCAGACAUAUGCAUUUGAGGGGACUGGCUCACUGGCUGGAUCCCUCAGUUCUUUAGGAUCAAGCAUGUCAGAUGUGGAUGAGAAUUAUGAUUAUCUUACUGAGCGGGGGCCAGACUUUAAACAACUAGCAUGCAUGUAUGACCCCAUUAAGAGUGCAACGGAUUAGCAGCCACUAGGGGCCACAUUUUCAAAAGUACUCAAAUCAAAAUCAAGUCUGGAUUUGAAAAUGAGACCAAUUUAAGCAUCAAAAAAAGUGGCCAGAUUUUCAAGAAGCGCAGUUCAAAAGGAUAGUGGAUGCUGAGAACCUUUUGAAAAUCUGCCCGUGAGCAUCACUCUGAGAAGUGUUGAAUGCUCAGCAAUUUUGAAAGUCAGAUUUUAUUCAGUUGCUUGCAUACAAGCUGCACUUCUUUGAAAAUCUAGUUCCAAUGGUGGGUGCUUAAAACAGGUCCCACAAGUACAGGAAAAAAAAAAACAAAAAAACUAUGGUUCCUGGAAAUACUCGACCUAGCUUAGGCUUUACAACUAUUUUCAAAGUUAAGGCUGACUUGUAGGGUUUUUUUGUUUAUAUUAAUUAACCAAAGUUAAAGCUUGCAUAUUUGUAUUAUGUUUGGUAAUAUAAAUUCUAUUGUGUAAAAAAUGUAGACACCAGAAAUAUUUUAAAUGAUUGCCAUAAACACUUACAAAGUCCUCUAUUUAUUUUUUUUAGCAUAAAAUUAAAGCAAAUACCAUUUUUAGCUGUGUAGAAAUAAAGGCCUGUUACAGUCAACAUUUAUUCACUAUUAAAUUUGAAUUUUUAUUAAA